Notothenia coriiceps (black rockcod) is the source of this 1722-nucleotide messenger RNA. RefSeq lists its product as uncharacterized. The record is from RefSeq and is a predicted model, not a curated record. NCBI's taxonomy places the organism in Eukaryota, Metazoa, Chordata, Actinopteri, Perciformes, Nototheniidae. Gene Ontology annotation, biological process: cell surface receptor signaling pathway; immune response. Gene Ontology annotation, cellular component: external side of plasma membrane. Gene Ontology annotation, molecular function: transmembrane signaling receptor activity. The transcript has 4 exons. The annotation marks the transcript as partial.
AUGGCUCGGGCCCGGCCUCGCUGGUCAUCUCUCCGGCCUCGGCUCAGGUGUUUGAGUACAGGAAUCUGUCCCUGAGCUGCGGGGAUAACAGCAGCGUGGAGGGGUGGAGGAUCUUCAGGUCGACCAUCACCACCUUCAGCACCAGCGCCACCGGCGUGCCCACCGUGAACCCCGGAGGAAAGACGUCCGGCUGCGGAGACAACUGGGGGAAUAUCACUUCCUGUGGCUGCAACAUCUACACUUCCAAACAGGCCGACACCGCCGUCUACUGGUGUGAGUCUCGGGUGAAGCAGCGCAGCAACAGCCUCAACAUCAGCGUCCAGGAAACAGCAGUGAUCCUGGAGAGUCCGAUCCUCGCUGUGAUGAAGGGAGACAACGUAACUCUGAUGUGUAAAACAAAGGAUCGCGAUGACCUCCGCGCUGAUUUCUACAAAGAUGGCUCCUUCCUCAAGACCGGGCCUGCAGGUCACAUGACCCUCCACCAAGUUUCCAGCUAUGAUGAAGGCGUCUACAAGUGUUACAUCAGUAAUGAAGGAGAGUCUGCAACCAGCUUCUUAUUUGUCAGAGGUGCCACCGCUCCCCGUACAGACUGGGUCUGGUUAGUGCUGACGGUGUUACGCCACCUGGUGGUUUUCUCCCCGUACUGCGCCUCCACCUUCCUCGUGGUGUCCAUUUACAGACGCAACCCCCCAGGAAGAAGGAAGGACGACGAGGCAACGGACGGACAAAACGACGACGUCACCACCGAGUAUAACUUCUGAACCUUUAGAGACCGGGAUAGUUUUUUUUGUUGACAAAAUAUUUUCCAAGUUUUGAUUUUGCCACAUUAUUUACGAUGUGAAUGAAGCCCUGUGAAUAUAUGGGAUGAAAGAAAGCUGUAAUAUCGCUCAGUCGAUUAUUUCGAGCUUCUACACUGCAGUCAAAGGCAUCAGGGAGGGACUCAUUUGAAACAAGAGAGACUUUGGUGAAAUUAUUUUACAUGUCAAAAUAUUUUUCCAAUUUGUUGUUUUUGUUACUAGAAUUUCCACCCGAAACGCAAAAAUCAAGCGGCUCAACGGUGGUGUGAUUUAGUUUCUAAACAAGCACAGCGACUAAAGGCAUCAACGGAACAGAGUUGAUCAUAACGAUGCUCAUAACAACUAAAACACAGAGACCCUGAACAAGGACAACACCUUUCUUAACUCAGGCUUUUUUCGGGGGUUAAUAACAACUCAUGUGCACGUCAACAUAUGUUUUUAAACAGCUGUUUUCACGAGUUCUUUCACGCAAGAAUUUAGCACCGAGGAAUGAGGAUUAUAAAAGUACAACACGGAGACUCCAAACCAAGAUGGAGUUUUUCCUGCAAUUAAUUUAACGUUAAAAUAUAACUGUUGUUUCACCAAGAACCUGAGUAUUAUCUAGCAUAGAAACACUGUGUCAUCCGUCGAUCCACUCCUUCCUCCGAGCCUUUCACAAUAAAAGCCCUAAGCAUUGACGGAUCCACUUAUCGACAUGUCCUACAGGGAGAAAUAACACGAAUCCUGCGAUCGAUCCUCUGCCAGAAAAACCUUUAUUGAAAAGUUAAAAAACGUCUACAAUGUGCGCUGUUGUUAGUACGAAGGGAUUUGAUGCAACAUGUUCUUGUUGGCUGUUCGUCACGACCUCGGUGUGUAUUUGAUUUUUCCUACUCUAUGUUGUCUGUAAAGUUUUUCUACAUUUCUUUUUUGUAAACUGUAUUAAAUA